AUGGAGCAAGAACUACCUUCAACUACUAGACCCAAGCCCAAGCUACUAAACCGUCUCAACACAUACGUAGGCUCAAGCCGGGUCGGUAAGAGAUUCAAACUCACCGAACGUAACUCAACUUUCACGACUGAGCUCCGUGCCGGUACGGCGACGUUUCUCACCAUGGCUUACAUCCUCGCCGUAAACGCCUCCAUCCUCUCCGACUCCGGUGGAACUUGCUCUGUUUCCGACUGUAUCCCCCUCUGCUCAAACCCAACUCUCCCACCUUCCCAGUGUACCGGACCGGGUCUCAGAUUAAUCAAACCAGACAUAACCUGUAAAUUCCACCCGGUUAAUCCCGGUUACACCGCGUGCCUCGAAGUACUUCGAAAGGAUCUAAUCGUCGCCACCGUAGAGCUUCCUCUCUCAUCGGUUGUGUAA
Messenger RNA from Eruca vesicaria subsp. sativa (arugula), 420 nucleotides. NCBI's taxonomy places the organism in Eukaryota, Viridiplantae, Streptophyta, Magnoliopsida, Brassicales, Brassicaceae. The record is from the annotation of a GenBank genome assembly.